Messenger RNA from Penicillium cinerascens, 843 nucleotides. Its product is annotated as RTA1 domain-containing protein. Lineage: Eukaryota; Fungi; Ascomycota; Eurotiomycetes; Eurotiales; Aspergillaceae. The transcript has 4 exons. Gene Ontology annotation, cellular component: membrane. The record is from RefSeq and is a predicted model, not a curated record. The coding region runs from base 1 to 843 and encodes 280 amino acids.
AUGGUGAAAGUCAAGUAUAUGGGAGAGUAUAACUAUAUACCCUCGAUACCUGCUGCAGUGAUUGUUGCCAUUAUUUUUGGCAUUGCAAGCAUAGCACAUACAUGGCAGAUGGUCCGCAAUCGGACAUGGUUCUUUAUCCCAUUCAUAUUCGGAGGCAUCUUUGAGAUCGUAGGAUAUGCCGCACGCGCCAUUUCCUCAAACCAAUACCCCAACUAUACCAUCGGCCCUCUCGCGGUACAAGCAGUCUUCAUCAUGGUAGCACCUUCACUCCUUGCAGCGACCAUUUACAUGACACUCGGUCGGAUCAUGAUAGUCACCGAUGGAGAAAAAUACUCCCUUAUCCGGCGAGCAUGGCUCACCAAGAUAUUUGUUGUCGGCGAUAUAAUAUCCUUCCUCGCCCAAGCUGGCGGCGCCGGGAUGCUCGUCCAAGCUAGCACAGCAGCAAAUGGCGAAAAGAUCAUCAAGAUCGGCCUAAUCGUUCAGAUUAUCUUCCUAUCUCUAUUCCUUGUCACCAGCGUCAGCUUCCACAUUCGGUUGUCGAGAAACGGAUCUGCAUAUGCGGCACAAGUUCCCUGGAAGAAACACCAAAUUGCGCUGUACAUUACCAGCGCGGUCGUAUUUGUGCGUUCGAUCUUUCGAUUCAUCGAAUAUGACUUGGGGAGUAGUGGGCCGUUGCUGCAGCAUGAAUACUGGUCUUAUAUCUUCGAUGCGUGUCUUAUGGUUAUUGCCAUGUUCGUGUUUAUUGUGGUUUACCCCGGUGAGAUCGGGAAACUUCUCCAGGACAGGAAGAAGGGGGAUGAUAGGAUGGAGUUGCUUGAUGAGGGAUAUGUACACUAUCCAUAG